CGCGGAGUCGCGCGGCGGGAGCGUCUCCUCGGCGGCGCGGAGUGGCGGCCUCCGCCGACGGGGUGGACAUGGAGGCGCUGCAGAGGCGCCGUUCCGCGCUGUUUGCGGCAAGCGGGCGCGCGGGCAGCGCCACCAGUGACGCGGCGUCUGUCGCUGCCCUGGGCGGCGGGUUGGAGCGCCAGCCGAGCCGCCAGGGCGGGGGCACGGCGGUGGAAGCCGUGGCGCGGAACUCUGCACCCGCGACGCCGAGCCACCAAGAGGAAUCCCUCAAUCGGCGGCGUUUGCCGAGUGGAGGGGUGAGGAGGGGGCAACAGAAGCAGGAAGGGGCGCCAUUUCCACGCGGCGUGGAUGAUGCGGAGCCUCUCGACGUGACAGCGAACCUCAGCCCCCUCCUGCGAGUUGUCUUGGAUCUUACCAACAUGGUGCCCACAGGCCGUUUGCGUGUGUUUUUUUAG
Molecule: messenger RNA, 455 nt
Organism: Trypanosoma rangeli
Lineage: Eukaryota; Euglenozoa; Kinetoplastea; Trypanosomatida; Trypanosomatidae
Exons: 1
Source: RefSeq, a predicted model, not a curated record